CUCCGCAGUCAGUCAGUGUAGUUGUAGUAAGUGCAGGACGCUCUGCUGUGAUGGUCAGUGCCAGACCCUUAACAGACCUCAAUCAGAAGUCCAUCACAAUCACAACUACAAACGAACCGUCUGAGUAAUUGGAGAGCGCAAUAAAUUGACGGAGUAUACGGAAAUAAGAUUUGCUGAAGAAUCUUUUCGAGUUUUGUGGUACUAUGCCAGAAUCCAAAUGCCAUUUGGACAUUCAGCCACUUGGAUCCGAAUGACACCUGUAGCCAGCCUCCUUGCUUACCAAACACUAUGCCAACAUGCUUCACAGAAAUGGAUCUUUCUGUACGUGCCGUGGACCCCGUGAGGAGGGAUCUCUGAGUGUCUAGUGCCAUCAUCAUCCCCCAGCUAUUACUCUCAUUCUCGGCAUCUCUUCAGCUCCACCUGUACGUUAGUGUUCACUGGGAUUUCAGGAGCAUAAGCAGCCGUCAUCACUGAUCUCAUCCUCAGCCCAAAGGUUACGACGACACUGUUUGACGAUGGCACAGCUUUUGUAUGUCACUGUGGUUUUGGCCACAGUCUGCUUGCUUCUGAGGCUCUGUGCUGGAGCGGGUCAGAAUCCUGACCAUGUGCUACAGGGCACUGGAGUGAAGCCUGGCUCAGACUCCAGAAGGCCCAGGGGCGACUCUACUCUGGCACCAGAGGAUGCUGCCCGCUUCCUCAGCUGCCACUGCUCAGGACACUGCCCUGAUGACGCCAAGAACAACACCUGCGAGACAAAUGGGCAGUGCUUCGCCAUCAUUGAGGAAGAUGAAAACGGAGAUGUGAUCUUAAGCUCAGGCUGUAUGAAAUAUGAGGGCUCUCACUUUCAGUGCAAGGAUUCACAGUUUGCACAGACACGCCGAACCAUCGAAUGCUGCCAGUUUGACUUUUGUAAUCGAGACCUAAAGCCAGAGUUACCGCCUCGAGACACUGAACCACCAGACCCUCACUGGCUGGCUUUCCUCAUUUCAGUGACUGUGUGCUUCUGCACCCUCAUCUGUGUCACUGUCAUCUGUUAUUACAGGUAUAAGUGGCAGACAGAGAGGCAACGCUACCACAGAGACCUGGAGCAGAACGAGGCCUUUAUCCCAGCUGGAGAAUCUCUGAAAGAUCUCAUCAACCUUUCUCAAACCUCAGGCAGUGGCUCCGGGCUCCCCCUGCUGGUGCAGCGCACCAUUGCGAAGCAGAUCCAGACAGUGCGUCUUAUUGGAAAAGGCAGGUAUGGAGAGGUGUGGCUCGGCCGGUGGAGGGGGGAGAAGGUAGCAGUGAAAGUGUUCUUCACUCGAGAGGAGGCCAGCUGGUUCAGGGAGACAGAGAUCUACCAAACCGUGCUCAUGAGACACGAGAACAUACUAGGCUUCAUUGCUGCUGACAUUAAUGGCACUGGAGCAUCUACGCAGCUGUACCUGAUCACAGACUACCAUGAGAACGGCUCUCUGUAUGACUAUUUGAAGUUCACUACUCUGGACUCGCAGGCCCUGCUCAAACUGACCUAUUCUGCAGCCUGUGGCUUGUGCCACCUGCACACGGAGAUCUACGGCACACAGGGAAAACCAGCCAUCGCUCACAGAGACCUGAAGAGCAAGAACAUCCUCAUAAAGAAAAAUGGCACCUGUUGCAUCGCUGACCUCGGGCUUGCUGUCAAAUUCAACAGUGACACAAAUGAAGUGGACAUCCCACUGAGCACACGUAUGGGGACCCGACGCUAUAUGGCUCCAGAGGUCCUGGAUGAGACUCUGAAUAAGAACCACUUCCAGGCCUACAUCAUGGCGGACAUCUACAGUUAUGGGCUGGUUAUAUGGGAAAUGGCCAGACGCUGUGUCACUGGAGGUAUUCACUGGCAAAUCUUUUUUGUUUUGCUUUAUACUUUAGACUUUAUACUUAUAGAUUUUUGAUAACACUUUAAUAUA
Messenger RNA from Sinocyclocheilus grahami, 1928 nucleotides. RefSeq names its product bone morphogenetic protein receptor type-1A-like. Gene Ontology annotation, cellular component: plasma membrane; signaling receptor complex. The coding region runs from base 516 to 1913 and encodes 465 amino acids. The transcript is spliced from 12 exons. Gene Ontology annotation, biological process: cell surface receptor protein serine/threonine kinase signaling pathway; protein phosphorylation; cellular response to growth factor stimulus. The record is from RefSeq and is a predicted model, not a curated record. Gene Ontology annotation, molecular function: transmembrane receptor protein serine/threonine kinase activity; ATP binding. NCBI's taxonomy places the organism in Eukaryota, Metazoa, Chordata, Actinopteri, Cypriniformes, Cyprinidae.